CAUUGUAAACAUGGCGGCCGCUGUGUAUAGAGUUCUGUCCUUCAGUAGAAAUGCUAAGGCGCUUGUAUCACCUUUGAGGACAUCGUUGGUUGCUGUGCAGCGCUACAGUCUAGAAACAUCGAGCACUGGAGAGCAAAUUACCCACACCGGACAGGUGUUUGAUGAAAAUGAUCCAAGGCGGGCCAGGUUUGUAGGCCGACAGAAAGAGGUGAACAAGAACUUUGCCAUCCAGCUGGUGGCUGAGGAGCCAGUCAGUGCGGUUGAAGCCAGGGUGGUGUCAUGUGACGGGGGUGGAGGGGCUCUGGGCCACCCUAAAGUCUACAUCAACCUGGAUAAAGAAACCAAAGUUGGAACAUGUGGCUACUGUGGACUGCAGUUCAAGCAGACCCAUCAUCAUUGAGACUUGUCCUCAGUCCCAUUCUCUCCCCUCUGUGUGGUUUGUCAAUCUGCUUAAUAAAUUAUAUCCACUG
This is a messenger RNA of Esox lucius (northern pike), 470 nucleotides long. It is a transcript of the gene ndufs6, whose product is annotated as NADH:ubiquinone oxidoreductase subunit S6. The coding region runs from base 11 to 400 and encodes 129 amino acids. Gene Ontology annotation, biological process: mitochondrial electron transport, NADH to ubiquinone. The record is from RefSeq and is marked provisional. NCBI's taxonomy places the organism in Eukaryota, Metazoa, Chordata, Actinopteri, Esociformes, Esocidae. The transcript is spliced from 4 exons.